This is a messenger RNA of Caenorhabditis remanei, 384 nucleotides long. RefSeq lists its product as uncharacterized. Bases 1 to 384 code for a protein of 127 amino acids. The transcript is spliced from 3 exons. The record is from RefSeq and is a predicted model, not a curated record. NCBI's taxonomy places the organism in Eukaryota, Metazoa, Nematoda, Chromadorea, Rhabditida, Rhabditidae.
AUGAGGAAACUAACUGUCCUGGCUAGUUUUUUGUUUUUAGUUGAUUAUUCGGAAGCGGAAUUAUUUAAAAGCCACCCAACGCGAGUAAAACGCAACGAUUUCACCAACAACUAUGGCUACGGACCGUUCGGAAUAGGUCCGACAAACGGGGGCUUCGAUAGUUACGGCUUCUACAGAGACAAAUUCUACAAUUCGGGACUUCCUCCAUUGUAUUCAUUCGCUUCGUAUCGUAACUACUAUCACGAGAUUUCAUUCCACAAGAACAAGUAUGGACAACCGGCGCCAACCGAUUUCGAGGUUUUGCAACAGGAGAGAUUUGGACCAUACUACGACGGUGUGUGGGGAUACGCGGAUCACUCGAAAAAUUGGUUUGGAAAACGAUGA